AUGAGGUUAAUGAUGACUUUAAAAAAGAUUGAUGGCCAAGUUUGUCCUGAUGGUUGGGUUAAAUAUGGAAUAUAUUGUUAUCUUUUCCAAACUGGAAAUCCCACACAGUCUGGAAAAAGUUGGACAGAUUUUUUUUCAUCUUGUUUAAUUAAUGGAGGAAAUUUGCUCAGUGUAGCAGAUCAAGAAGAAAAUUUAUUUAUUUUAAACUAUCUCAAAAAUAACAGCAUGAACGAUUUGCAUUUUUGGAUUGGCACGCUAAUUUUAACUGCUUCACUAUGUCUCAAUACUCUUCAGAGAAGAAUUGUUUGGUCUGAUAAUACAACUCCGUUAUUCUUUAAUUGGAGGCAGGAUCAACCUGACAAUUCCUUUGGAAGAGAAAACUGCGUGGAAGUAAGUUCUUAUGGUUGGAGUGAUGCUAGUUGUGAUAAUCUUUAUGGAUUUGUAUGUAAAAUUAAAAAAGAAAAACAAGAAUUCAACACAAAAACUAGUAAAGUGAAACUUGUUUACAGAAAUUAA
This is a messenger RNA of Hydra vulgaris (swiftwater hydra), 516 nucleotides long. RefSeq names its product lactose-binding lectin l-2. The record is from RefSeq and is a predicted model, not a curated record. Lineage: Eukaryota; Metazoa; Cnidaria; Hydrozoa; Anthoathecata; Hydridae. Gene Ontology annotation, molecular function: signaling receptor activity.